Molecule: messenger RNA, 3889 nt
Organism: Talpa occidentalis (Iberian mole)
Lineage: Eukaryota; Metazoa; Chordata; Mammalia; Eulipotyphla; Talpidae
Gene: MANBA
Product: mannosidase beta
Exons: 20
Coding region: 1-2871 (956 amino acids)
Biological process (GO): carbohydrate metabolic process; glycoprotein catabolic process
Molecular function (GO): beta-mannosidase activity
Source: RefSeq, a predicted model, not a curated record
AUGGGCCUCCGCCUGCUCCUGCUGCUCGCGCUGUGCGGGGCGCGCCCCGCGGCCGCGGCGCGCAGCUGCAGCCUGCGGGGAAGCUGGACGGUCCGCGGCGGGAACGGCUCGCUGGAGCUGCCCGGGGAGGUCCCCGGCUGCGUGCACACCGCCCUGCUCCGGCGGGGCCUCAUCCAGGAUCCUUAUUAUAGAUUCAAUGACCUCAAGUACAGAUGGAUCUCCUGGGAUAACUGGACCUAUAGCAAGGAGUUUAAAAUCCCCUUUAACCUUAGUGAAUGGCAAAAAGUGAUUAUGAUUUUCGAAGGAGUUGACACAGUUUCCAAAAUCCUGCUGAAUAACAUUACCAUCGGGAAAACAGACAACAUGUUUGAUAGAUACAGCUUCGACAUCACCAGGCUGCUCCGGGCUGAGAACCGGGUGGAGCUGCAGUUCCAGUCCCCUGUGCUGUACGCGGCCCAGCGAAGCGCGGCCCACACCAGCUACCAGGUGCCCCCCGCCUGUCCCCCGACUGUGCAGAAGGGCGAGUGCCACGUCAACUUUGUGCGCAAGGAGCAGUGUUCCUUCAGCUGGGACUGGGGCCCUUCCUUCCCUACCCAAGGCAUCUGGAAAGACGUCAGCAUUGAAGCCUAUAACAUUUGCCACCUGAACUACCUCACCUUUGCUCCUCUCUAUGACGACUAUGCCCAGGAGUGGAAUCUUGAGAUAGAGUCUUCUUUUGAUGUUGUUGGCCCCAAGCCAGUCGGUGGCCAAGUGACCAUAUCCCUCCCCAAACUGCAAACACAGCAGAGACACACCAUUGAGCUUCAGCCUGGGGAAAGAACGUUGCAAUUACUGGUGAAAAUUGACAAGAAUAUUAAUGUAGAAACCUGGUGGCCUCGUGGACAUGGACCGCAGACUGGGUACAACAUGCUGGUUCUUUUCGAGCUGGAUGGAGGCUUAGUUAUUCAAAAAUCAGCUAAGGUUUACUUUAGGACAGUGGAACUUGUAGAAGAGCCCAUAAAAGGAUCUCCAGGUCUGAGUUUCUACUUCAAAAUCAACGGGAGGCCCAUAUUUCUGAAAGGCUCAAACUGGAUCCCAGCUGACUCGUUCCAGGACCGAGUGAGCUCGGACUUGCUGCGGCGCCUCCUGCAGUCGGUGGUGGACGCCAACAUGAAUGCCCUCCGCGUGUGGGGGGGCGGGGUCUACGAGCAGGACGCCUUCUACGAGCUCUGCGAUGAGCUGGGGGUCAUGGUGUGGCAGGACAUGAUGUUUGCCUGCGCCCUGUACCCCACAGACCAUGGCUUCCUGGAGUCGGUGCGACGGGAAGUGGCCCACCAGGUCAGGAGACUGAAGUCUCACCCCUCCAUCAUCAUCUGGAGUGGCAAUAAUGAAAACGAAGCAGCCCUGAAGAUGAACUGGUUUAACGUGGUCGACAUGCACACCUAUGUCAGGGACUACGUGACCCUGUACGUGAAGACCAUCCGCGAGGUCAUCCUGUCAGGAGACAAGACCCGUCCUUUUGUCACCUCCAGCCCCACGAAUGGGGCCAAGUCGGUCGCCGAGGGCUGGCUCUCCACCUACCCCUAUGACACCCACUUUGGUGACACCCAUUUCUACAACUACACCAGCGACUGCUGGGACUGGCGUGUGUUCCCCAAGGCGCGCUUCGUGUCUGAGUACGGGUACCAAUCCUGGCCUUCCUUCAGCACGCUGGAGCAGGUUUCAUCCGCGGAGGACUGGUUUUACGAAAGCGAUUUUUCCACUCACCGACAGCAUCACUCUGAUGGUAACUCUGAGAUGCUGCUUCAGGCUGCACUUCAUUUCAAGCUGCCCCAGAGCACGGACCCCGUGCGCAGGCUCAAAGACACUAUCUACCUCACGCAGGUGAUGCAAGCCCAGUGCGUGAAGACGGAGACUGAGUUCUACCGCCGCAGCCGCAGCGAGGUCGUGCGUGGGGAGGGGCACACCAUGGGGGCCCUGUACUGGCAGCUGAACGACAUCUGGCCAGCGCCCUCCUGGGCCUCUCUCGAGUACGGGGGAAAGUGGAAGAUGCUGCACCACUUCGCCCAGCGCUUCUUUGCCCCGCUGCUGCCCGUGGGCUUCGAGAGAGAGGAUGUGCUGCUCAUCUACGGCGUGUCCGACCUCCCCACCGACUGCAGCGUGAAGCUCACGGUGCGGGUCUACGCGUGGCGCUCGCUGGCGCCCCUGUGCUCGCUGCAGAGCAGGUACCUGGCGCUGAGAGCUGGCGAGGCCCGGCUGCUCUUCCAGGAGCAGGUGCCCCAGCUGCUGAGCCGCUGCCAAAACUGCACCCGGCAGGCUUGUGUGGUUUCCUUCGACCUUUCAACCGACAGCAGAGUCCUGAGCCCGACCAACUACCACUUCCUGUCUUCCCCCAAGGAGGCCGUGGGGCUCCACCGGGCGAACAUCACGGCCGCCAUCUCUCAGCAAGGUGACGCCUUUGUCUUCGACCUGGAGACCUCGGCCGUGGCGCCCUUUGUCUGGCUGGACGUGGGGCGCAUCCCCGGCCGCUUCAGCGACAACGGCUUCCUCAUGACCCAGAAGACGCGGCGGGUGCUCUUCCACCCGUGGGGGCCCACCAGCAAGCGUGCCCUGGAGCAGGCUCUGCGUGUCACUUCCCUGGCUGACCUCGAGUGCCGAGACGUGGAGAACAGCAGCAGCAGUGCUUUCAGCGUCCCUCUACACCCGCGCCCCCCAAGCCUAGGAAGCCAUUUCAUCAGCUCCUCUGAAAAUGAAAACUCUGAGAGAUGGGCGACUCCCCCAUCCUGGGAUGGGCUCCCCAGUCUUCCUCGUGGGAAGACGGGGCUCAGCGGCAGCUGCUUUGGGCGCCUGAGAACGGCGUCAGAAGUCCCCUGUGCAGGCGUGGGGUCGUGAGGCCCGCCGGCCCAGGCUCCCUGUCUUUCUCCUGUGAGAUGAGGAGGCUCCCGCCGGAGACCCUGGAAAGGCCGACAGUCGCUACUUGGUGCCUCCGGGAGGAGCCGAGGACUCUGGGAGCAUGGAGCAGCAUGGAGCCGGGCAGCCCCGCGGAGGCGAGCCAGGCAAGGACGUCGCAAACCAACGCUUUCACCUUCGCUCAAAACUCUUUCCCCUGGUAACUCUCUGGUUCAUGUCUGGAUCAAAAAUUGGCCUCUCACCGGGAAGCUGAUCCUGACAGGAGGCCUCCGCCCGGAGGGUCUGCCGCCAUCAGACAAGAGGAGGUCGUCAUUGCUUUUUCUUUUAUUAUAAAAGUAAAAUAAAAAAUAGCAUUUGUAAAUUCAACAUUUUGUCCUUUAAAGAAUUUGAUCUAAAAACAUAUUUACAAUAGCAAAAUGCAGGGAAGGGGGACGGGACCAUCUUCAGCAGUGAUUGAGAGUGGGUUUAAAUACGGACGUGCAGGUCUCGCUCCAAUCAAGAGAUGAGCACAGGAGGAGCGCGGUGAGCUGCUUUAUUGUACACAGUGACCCGCCUUGGGCGCCGCCGUCCCCGUCCCCGUGGACACAGGGCCGAGCGUGGGUGCCGGACGGCGCUGGAGGGCCUGCAGGAAGCAGACGGGGAAGCAAGGGCGCCCCCAGCAGCGGAGCGGCCACGCCCGCUGGGACUGUGGGUAAGUGAGCCCCAAAGGUCUCGUGAGAAUGCAGGGAAGCAGCCCCGUCUCCGGGAGCUGGACAAGGGGGUGCUGGCUGGUCGUGCACCUCGGAGGCUCUGUCCGGUCUCCCCGCCGACCCUCAGGCGCCAGAGCUAGCAGUGGGUGGUGCUGGGACGGCCGGCAGCUAAAUCUUGCCCUCGAUGGGCGCUUCCUGCACGUAGCCGUGGGGCGCCUUGCCGAGCCCCAGCAGGGCGCCCCCGCUGGUCAGGGCCUCGGUGAAGCUGAGCCUGCGGAAGGAGGUCUCCACGCCGCUGUCACAGAUGCUGU